CUUAUUUAUAGAGCGCAUGCGCAGUGUAGACAGUGACGUGGCGUUUGCAGCAGGCGGAAGUGUGUUGUUACCGCUCUGGGGGGAGAAAAAACUCGACGAGAGAGAGAGAGAAUAUUGAGUUUAAAAACAAAAAUGGUAACGGAUGUGCAGCUGGCCAUAUUUGCCAACAUGCUUGGUGUCUCAUUGUUCCUCCUGGUUGUGUUAUACCACUAUGUUGCUGUCAAUAACCCAAAGAAACAGGAGUAGCAUCUCCCAGGAUGGACCCAGCUGCAGUUGGAAAGGUCACAUGAAAAUCAACACCACCACCACCCUGGAACCCCUGUACUCUUAAUGUCCUCUUUACAAGAGACCAGUUUCUGUUUGACUUGCACCAAGUGUUUUCUAAUGUGUGAAUUUCAUUUAACCGUGAUUCAAUAAAUUUGUUAUAAAUGAACAAUGGCAACUUCUUAA
Molecule: messenger RNA, 450 nt
Organism: Thalassophryne amazonica
Lineage: Eukaryota; Metazoa; Chordata; Actinopteri; Batrachoidiformes; Batrachoididae
Gene: ost4
Product: oligosaccharyltransferase complex subunit 4 (non-catalytic)
Exons: 3
Coding region: 133-246 (37 amino acids)
Cellular component (GO): oligosaccharyltransferase complex
Source: RefSeq, a predicted model, not a curated record